GGGAUCGCCGCACUGAUGGUGGCUCGUCAUUUACCAUUCCUCAGCACAAUCGUCCGAUGCCAGUGGCACCACGCGCAAAGCUUGCGAUUCUAAAGUCUUGCACACAGAGUGAACAGCGAAUACCGCAGCCUAUCCAACAUGAGGCCGACCAGGCUACUGAGUUUUCUAUUGAGCCGUAGCCUUCUCGUUUACGACUAAUUGCGCCGACUCUAUUUUUUGUGCCGUCUCUAAAGAAUAGCCUCGGGCCCAUGAGUUGCGUGUAGCAUUUGACCCACAUACAUGACGAUGUAAAUGUCCGAACGGAUUUCUGGACGAAUUCUGACACCCCGUUCUCCCUUCUUCAAAUACACGGUGGUCGACAAGGAGGUUUCUUUAGUAGACACCAGGGUCGCAUUUAAACCAUCAAUUCAUCCAAAAAAAAAUGAGGACUACCUCUGUCGCAGCUGCAUUGGCUGUCGCCGCAGCCGGUACAGCCGGGGCCACCACGUGGGACUUUUGCGUACGCCCUGAGCCGACGAGAAUACACUCGACUUCCCCCUUCACUAAGCUAAUUCCUUCUGCAGUGUACCGCAUUAUCAUUUGCGCUAUCGUCUAGUUAUCAUGGCCCGUCAUCACCGGAAUACGGCAAUCUCACCACCGCUCGCUGGUCAACAACAUCAGUCAUGCACCCUGGCUGUGUCCUGACACCGUCAACCGCGCGAGAGGUAUCCGUCGCCAUGUCCAUCAUCAAGACGGCCGGCUGCCAGUUCUCCGUCAAAUCAGGUGGUCAUAACGCGAACCCCGGCGCCAAUAGUAUCGAAGAGGGCGUCUCAAUCGAUUUACAGCGGCUAAACUCGACCCAACUAGCAGCCGAUCGCAAAUCUGUCUCCCUAGGAACAGGUAUUACAUGGGGCAACGCCUACAAGGCAUUUGAGAGCGAGGGAAUUGCUUUCCCAGGCGGCAUCUGCGAGGAUGUUGGCGUGGGCGGACUGGCGGUUGGUGGUGGCCAAUCCAUCUUCCAAGCUUCCAAGGGCUGGGUUGUGGACAACAUUAUACGCUACGAGAUUGUUCUCGCCAACGGAAAGAUUGCCACUGCUGACGAGAAGAAAAACCCAGAUCUCUUCAAGGCUCUCAAGGGAGGCAACACAAACUUUGGCAUCGUCACAAACGUCGAGAUUGCUGCGUUUGACUUUGGCACAAUGUGGGGAGGCGAGAUGAUCCUCAACUUGAACGGACCCGAGUCUACGCAUACAGCUAUGGUCGACAACCUCACACAUGCCAUGGUGAACUUUGUAGAAAACAACAAUCACGAUCUCGAUACUGGCCUCCAAGUCAUCACAACCAACCUUCGCAAUGGAGCCCAGUUGGUUGACCUGUCUCUCACCAACACUGCCAAUAUCGGCAACCCACCUGCGAUCAAGGACUUUCUGUCCGCGCCCAACAAGCUAAUAGAUACUACACGCCAUACGACGCUGGCGACCAUGGCUCACGUUGCUAGUGAAGCUGUGCCUAAAGGCUUUCGUUACAUUACUGCUAGCUUGACGAUCAAGAACGACUAUAAGACACUGCGAGAAAUCUGGGAUAUGAACGAUGCCGUUUUCCAAGGCCUCCCUGUUCAAGGCCAGGUUGACUGGAUGGUAUCGCUGAUUCCACAGCCAAAAGUACAAAAGUCUCAUGCGGCUGCUCGUGGAGGCAAUAUGCUGGGGCUAGAAACCGCUGACGACGAGAUUGUUCUGUGGCUACUGUCAAGGUGGAACAACCCCAGCCUAGAUGACAUGGUUAGUGAUGCCCGACAAACAUUCCUCGAUAAGGCAAACCAAAUCGCCAAGGCGAAUGGCGCCGACUCUCCCUUUGUUUACAUCAACUACGCUGGAUACAACCAAAAUCCCCUAUGCGGUUACGGAAAGGAAAAUGUCGACUUUCUCCGACAAGUGGCCAACAAGUACGAUCCCAGCGGCGUUUUUCAAAAGCAGAUGCCUGGUGGAUUCAAAAUCGGAAACGUCCAGUGCUAACUUGGCAAUAUCAUGAUAUAUAUAUAUACAUUUACCACAGUAAUAAUAUGUACUCUAGACUAAAACGGAAUAUGUACGGAGGAAACAGGAUAGACGCAAAUACACGCUAGCUGCAUUUUCAGCUAAACACGUCCAGAAUAGCUUUGACAGUCCGCUCUGCUGCCUGGCCAUCCCCAAAUAUCAAACUUGAUGUUUUGCUCGUAUCUGCAUCAGACGAGUUAUUCCGUGUGCUUAGAUAUUGGUCAAGCUCUGAUACAAUCGUCUCUUUGCAUGUUCCGACAACAGUCAGCCCCGAUCCCAAGCCUUCGACACGAUCUGUCACAUCGCGAGUUACGAGCACAGGUGUGCCCAUGGUUACGCCCUCUUCCUGAACACCGCCAGAAUCUGUGAGGAUAACCCGUGCAAUGCGUACUAGGUGGAUAAAUUCGUGGUACAUUAGCGGCUCGACAAUGGCAAUGUUUGGAAUGUCUUCCAACAAAGGACGGAUGGUCUUGUAGAUUCCCGGUUUGCUGUGGCCAGGCCAUAUGAUGGAGCAAUGAGGAUGCAAGGAGGCGACUGUUCGAACGGCAUCUGCAACUUCUGCCAGCCGGUUCCCCAUGUUUUCCCUUCUAUGCAUGGUCACUAGCAUCACAGGGUUUGUCGCUGAUGUAGCCACCAUGUCGCGUACGCGCUGAUUGGUGAAUGAUGGAGGAACUUUGAUGACCGACAUUAACGUAUCAAUCGUGGAGUUUCCGGUGAGAAUAAUGUCGCUCUCCGCCACACCCUCUCGGAUGAGUGAUGCGCGAGCAGCGCUGGUGGGCGCCAAGUGAAGUGUGGCAAUCUGAGCAAUCAUCUUGCGAUUGGCUUCUUCCGGGAAUGGGCAGCUCAAGUCACCAGAGCGCAGUCCCGCCUCAAUGUGUACCAGUGCGAUGCCACGGUUAAAGGCGGCCAAUGCCGCCGCCAUGGCAGAUGUCGUGUCACCAUGAACGAGCACAACAUCGGGGUUGGCCCGCUCAAGAACCGGGUCGAGAUCUUGUAAAAUGCGGCCUGCAAUGGCAUUGAGGGUUUGGUUCUGUCGCAUAAUCUUGAGGUCAUAGUCGGGCUUGAUGUUGAAUUGACGGUGAACCUGCUCCAGCAUAUCCCGAUGUUGUCCUGUCACCGCCACAAUACUCUCAACCCCAACGGCUUCCUGCAGAGCGUACAAAAUUGGCACCAUCUUUAUGGCUUCGGGACGCGUCCCGUAAACAGACAUGACACGGAGUGGUUUCGUCAUAAUGACAGCAGUGAAUACAGAAACGAUGAGUGAGUAAAGGUCACAUUGAAACCGCUCGGGUUU
Messenger RNA from [Torrubiella] hemipterigena, 3306 nucleotides. Lineage: Eukaryota; Fungi; Ascomycota; Sordariomycetes; Hypocreales; Clavicipitaceae. The record is from the annotation of a GenBank genome assembly.